Messenger RNA from Labrus mixtus (cuckoo wrasse), 627 nucleotides. RefSeq names its product centromere protein W (gene cenpw). Gene Ontology annotation, molecular function: protein heterodimerization activity; DNA binding. The transcript is spliced from 3 exons. The coding region runs from base 209 to 436 and encodes 75 amino acids. The record is from RefSeq and is a predicted model, not a curated record. NCBI's taxonomy places the organism in Eukaryota, Metazoa, Chordata, Actinopteri, Labriformes, Labridae. Gene Ontology annotation, cellular component: nucleoplasm; kinetochore. Gene Ontology annotation, biological process: mitotic cell cycle; chromosome segregation; kinetochore assembly.
UUGUUCUCGGUUUACAAACGACACAAUCACCUAGUUUUCGCAGUUGUUGAAACGAUAGGCGGCGGUAUCGGAAACACUUGACGUUGUAAAUGCCACGAAGAAGAAUCGGUUUAACCGGAAGUUAGAGAGGCGGGAGAUUGAAAGACGUAAACAGACUUUCGGUGGAGUGGCUUGUUGUUGUUGUUGUUUAACACAUAAAUUAGCCGAAAUGCUGAACAAGGCUCCCAAAUUGAAACAUACUGUUAAAGGGAAGAUGAAGAGUAACGUAAAGAUGGGACCAGCGUCAGAGGCAAUGCUUGAGCUCCUAACGCUGGUGUUUGUGAACAGCCUGGCAGAGGAGGCGAAGGCCAAAGCUUUUGAAGAAAAAUCUGCAACCAUCAGAGCUCAACAUCUCAAAGCAGUUUCCAAAAAAGUGCUGAAAAAAGCAAGGGGAUGAAGACCGUGACAUGCGUCCACAAGAUUUUUAUGGACAUAAUUAUGAGUUAUAGCAGCAAUAUUUUUGCUUUUGAUAAUACUUUUUUUUUCCUUCUGAAAUAUACUUUUUGUGUUUUUCAUUCUGUCUUUGUUCUGAAUCUUUUUGUCAUGCCAAAAUGGUAUUUUUAAAUUAAACUCUUGUGAAUAUUACAA